Messenger RNA from Exophiala aquamarina CBS 119918, 3501 nucleotides. RefSeq lists its product as uncharacterized. Gene Ontology annotation, cellular component: nucleus. Gene Ontology annotation, biological process: error-free translesion synthesis; error-prone translesion synthesis. The record is from RefSeq and is a predicted model, not a curated record. Lineage: Eukaryota; Fungi; Ascomycota; Eurotiomycetes; Chaetothyriales; Herpotrichiellaceae. Bases 1 to 3501 code for a protein of 1166 amino acids. The transcript has a single exon. Gene Ontology annotation, molecular function: DNA-directed DNA polymerase activity; damaged DNA binding; deoxycytidyl transferase activity.
AUGGGCUCGAUAUUGGAACAAAACUCGACUUUGGUCCGAAAGCGUAUUGAAAAUCAUGCGUUUGGCGAUGAGCAGGGCGAGGAGUAUGAAGGCUCCAAGUUCGGUGGCUUUGCCGACUACAUGCGAAGAAAGAAGAUCAAAUUGCAGAAUCUUGAUGCCGACAUAAGGUCGAAUUCUACUGAUAAACCCCAAAUCUUCCGUGGCAUCGUUGCUCAUGUCAAUGGUUACACUCAACCAUCGCUCAGUGACCUCCACAAUCUGAUAGUCAGCCACGGUGGUGGCUUUCUUCAGUACCUCGAUGGCAAGACAGCGGUUACCCAUGUCAUUGCAAGUCAUCUCACUCCUAAGAAGACUGUUGAAUUUGCAAGAUAUCGAAUUGUCAAGCCCGCCUGGAUAGUUGAUAGUGUGAACGCGGGCAGACUCUUACCAUGGGACUCAUACCGAGUGGUUGAUGAGGGCGUCACCCAAAAGGUCUUGGGCUUUGACGGUGGUAAAAUCGUCAGCCAGACGAGCACCCAGCGGCUCGGGUAUCGCGAUCAGACUGAUUCAAGUUGGUACACCUCUCAGAUGCGACAGCAAGCCGCGGAAUACCGGUUGACAUCACCAACAGAGCUCGAAAAAUUGAUACAUGAUAGUUCGGAGCCAGCGGCAUCCAUUGGCGGGAAUAGCCCAGCAACUAAGGCUGGUUCAGAAGUCCAGGAGAAGUACCCUGUACAAGAUCAAGCAGUUGAUCAAUCGGAGUCUGAUCUGCUAGGCUCCAAUCAUGAUCUGAAAACCUUUGGUGGCGCGUCGAAUCCGUCCUUGAACGAUACUCAAAAGCAGGAAAAGCCUCAGCUUACUGCCGAAGAGCACAACGCCAUUCUUCUCUCAAAUCCACAUCUAGCAAAAUCUAGCACGGCCAAUCCCGACUUCAUUAACCAGUACUAUCGUGAGUCUAGACUGCAUCACCUUUCCACUUGGAAGGCCGAUCUCAAAGCUCAGCUACAACGACGCGCUCAAGAAAAGACGUCGGAAAAAGGCAGACAAAAACGAGCACCAGGAGCUCGAGCAUACGUCAUGCAUGUUGACUUCGAUAGCUUUUUUGCUGCUGUUUCUUUACGAAAGCACCCUCAACUCGUUGAUAAACCAGUAGUGAUUGCACAUGGUACCGGUCCUGGAUCCGAGAUCGCAAGCUGCAAUUAUCCUGCUAGAAGAUAUGGAGUCAAGAACGGCAUGUGGAUGAAGUCCGCGCUAGAGCUUUGUCCAGAACUCAAAGCGUUGCCAUAUGACUACGCUGCGUACGAAGAUGCCAGCCGAAAAUUUUAUGACUCAAUUCUAGCAGUUGACGGUACGGUUCAGAGCAUCAGCAUUGACGAAGCUCUGAUCGAUAUCAGCGAUCAGUGUAUCAAAGCUGGUGGUUCGGACGGAAAAGGUGUCACAGAAGGAUCCAUCUACCGUGAGCAAGAGGCCGCCCAAGCACUUGCAAAGUCGCUUCGAUCCUCGAUCAAGGAAAAAACCGGCUGUGAUGUUUCGAUCGGCAUCGGAAACAAUAUACUCCUAGCCAAAGUAGCCCUUCGAAGAGCAAAACCCGCUGGCCAACACCUUAUCAAACCCGAUGAUGUACUUGAUUUCUUGGGCGAAUUGGUGGUUACAGAUUUGCCUGGUGUUGCGUGGAGCAUCGGGAACAAGCUGGAAGAGGUUGGCAUUAAGUAUGUCAAGGACAUCAGAGCUUUUUCAAAAACAAGACUUGUCAAUGCACUCGGCCCCAAGACUGGGGAGAGAUUGUGGGAUUAUUCAAGGGGCAUUGACAAGCAAGAAGUUGGUGAUCAAGUCGUCCGCAAAUCUGUUUCUGCCGAAAUCAACUGGGGUAUCCGCUUUGUCAAUCAACAACAGGCUGAAGAAUUCGUAAAGAGCCUUUGCGAAGAGCUGUCGAGACGUCUUUUGGAACAAUUGGUCAAAGGCAGGCAAUUAAGUAUGAAAAUUAUGAGAAAAGCUGCGGAUGCUGGAAUGGAUCCGCCUAAGAAUCUUGGUCAUGGUAAGUGUGAUACUUUCAACAAAAGUGUUAUGCUCGGGGUUUCUACGAAUGAUGGUGUAACCAUCGGGAAAGAAGCAAUAUCUAUCUUACGAAGCUAUGGGUUUCCGCCUGGAGAGCUUCGUGGACUUGGAGUGCAAAUGCAAAAGCUGGAACCGCUCAAACCACCAGGCACGAAGAAUACGGUGUUGGAUAGUAGCCAGCGACGAUUGCAAUUUAAGAAGCCGACUGCACCGACCACGCCAACAACUGCAUCCCCACUGCGAUCUUCAACACCGCCAUCUGUUCCAAGCGCACUGCGAUCCAAAGACCCCGUUGAUCAUAUUGAGGAUGUCCCGACCCCGGAGAAAUCGGCAGUGCACAGCACCGUUCCCAGUGCCCUAGAUACAAGAUCAACACUUAGGGCUCUUGGCCCUGAAGAAACCCCUCUGAAUAUCAGCGGCACUCAGUUCAUUAUCCCCACUCAGAUGGAUCCUACAGUGUUCGCUGAGCUUCCGAUAGACAUUCAGAACAAGCUUGGACCCAAGCAAAAGUCGAUUAGGGACAGCAUGACUCACGUCAGCAGCCAAGCACUCAGUGACCGCUCGCGCUCAGCCUCCCCGUAUCCAAUCGAGGGCGACACAGUACAGCCAAAUGAGAGCCAGUUGGAUCCUGAUAUUCUAGCGGCUUUGCCGGACGAUGUGAGGGAGGAAGUUCUGGCCCAGUACAAGGGCUCAGAUAAAGGAGUUGGAUCGCAGCAAAGAUAUGCCCACCCGAAAUCCCCUCACCGUCCUAGAACUCUUGGCUUUUCAAAAUCCAUUUCUAGGACGCCAACGAAGAAAACAAAAGUGCCAACCAUAGUCAGCAAAGGACGCUCGAAACGGAUGGGUAAUGACUCCACAUCCACCCUAACACAAUCUAAUUUCCUGUCCGCUCCCAAAAAAAGCGGUGCCCGCGAGCCUCAGGAGGACUAUGCAUCGGAAGACAUUUCAGAAUCUUUUUUGAAUGAGCUACCACCAGAUAUCCGUGCCGAGGUCCUGGCGGAGCAGAAGAGAAAUAGGAUGAAGUCCCGGUCAGGUCUAAAUUUUGAGAAUUCUCGAAAGAAACAAAAAAAUGCUCCAUUAGAUACAACACUGUCACGUGGACAACAGAAGCUGCAACUCUCCAAGCAACCAGAAAAGCCUACCUUUACGUCGCAGAAGCUUAGUUCGUUGCCCGAGCUACGGGAUGCGAUAUCGGCAUGGGUACGUGAAUUUUCCAUUGACGGAGAGGGACCAGAUAAGGAAGAUCUCAAUGCUCUUUCUGACUACCUCGGGAAAGUUGUUUCCAUCGAGCGCGAUAUGGGCAAGGCAAUUGGAGUUGUCAAUUGGCUAGCAAUUGUCAUUGACUACGAAAGAUUCCAGAGUUCAGAACUUCGAAUACUAUGGGAAAGUGCGUUAUCCGUUCUUAAACAGGAUGUGCAAAGGGCAAUUGCAAGUAGGGGACUGCCCCCAGUCGUUUUUGAUGGUUGA